Molecule: messenger RNA, 1782 nt
Organism: Cynoglossus semilaevis (tongue sole)
Lineage: Eukaryota; Metazoa; Chordata; Actinopteri; Pleuronectiformes; Cynoglossidae
Gene: rh50
Product: Rh50-like protein
Biological process (GO): ammonium transmembrane transport; ammonium homeostasis
Cellular component (GO): plasma membrane
Molecular function (GO): ammonium channel activity
Source: RefSeq, a predicted model, not a curated record
AACUCUUUUUCAGUGAAAUUUAAUUUGAAUGCUGCUACUUCACAUUGUUUUCCAGGUCAUCUUACUUUCUUCUUUUUUUUUUUUUUUAAUUACUUCACACACACUGCUGGUGACCUGCUCAAAAAAAAAAAUCCAAAAAAUGUAGGUCUAAAAAUGACAUGCUGAGAAGAAAAAGUUACACUGAAGUACUCCAGGGAAUCAAGGCAAUGGUCUGAAGUAUAGUUGCAGCAAUUUAAAAUAACUGUGUCCUAGGUCAUUCUUAUCUGAUUAAAAAGAGGCAUAAAAGGGAUGUUGCUCGUGCAGCUCAGACAGAGACUCGCUGCACUGUGGGAGCUGUGCAUCAACACAAACAUGUCUACGAGUUUGAGGGUGCGUUUGCCGGUGUUCGUGCUGGUGAUGGAGAUUGUCAUGGUGACACUCUUUGCUUUCUUUGUCACCUAUGAUGAGAACGCCAACGCUAAGUUCCAGAACAAUGAGACCAAUCCAAUGGAGAACUCCAUGUAUCGCGACUAUCCGUACUUUGCCGACGUGCAGGUGAUGAUCUUCGUCGGCUUCGGCUGCCUGCUGGCAUUUUUUAGGUUUUACGGUUUUAGUGGAAUGGUGUUUAACUUUCUCACGGCUACGUUUUCAAUCCAGUGGGCCAUCCUGAUUCAAGGUUUCUUCCAGUUUUACUAUGAUGGAAAAAUCCACCUGGGGGGUGUCCACCCUGUGGACCGAGAGUUUGCCCGGGCGGGUGUGCUCAUUUCUUUUGGAGCUGUGAUAGGAAAGACCAGUCCCAUUCAGCUCUUGGUGAUGGCCCUGCUGGAGAUCCCCAUAUUUUCUGUGACAGAGUGGGCAGUCCUGAAAUACCUCAGAAUCAAUGACGCAGGGGGCAGUAUUCUCAUUCAUCUGUUUGCAUGCUAUUUUGGUCUGGGAGUGACUUUUGUUCUGUACCGUCCAAAUCUGAACAGCGGACAUGCAAAAGAGACAACUUGUUACCAAUCUGACAUUCUGUGUGUACUGGGAACCCUGUUCCUCUGGGUCUUCUGGCCUUCAUUCAACUCUGCUCUGACCUUAAAAGGCGACGAUCAGCACAGAGCAGUUCUCCACACUUUCAUUGGCCUCAGCUCAUCAACAAUCACUGCAUUUGCCCUGUCAGCAGUGUUCAACAAACGAGGUAAACUGACCAUGGCUGACAUCCAGAAUGUGACUUUGGCCGGUGGCGUGACUGUCGGUGCUUCUGUGGACAUGAUGAUUUCUCCUGCAGCUGCCUAUGGACUGGGCAUCAUGGGCUGCACUGCCUGUUUCUUUGGAUAUCGUUACCUGACUCCAUUUUUAGCUCAACGCAUGAGGAUCCAAGACCAGUGUGGGAUUCACAAUCUCCAUGGUCUCACUGGACUCAUCUCAUCCACAGCUGGAAUCUGUGCAAUCCUCCUAGCCACCGAGGAAACCUACGGCCCAAGCAUGUACCAGAUCUUCUCACAUCGGGCUCCACCUGAAGGACAUGAAAAGCUGCUUGAGCUGCAAAAACUGAUUCCUGGACUGAAGCCUGGUUUGGGCCGUACUGCAGAGGAACAGGCUCUCUACCAGGUGGCAGCUAUCUUUGCUACCAUUGGAGCAUCAGCAGUUGGUGGGCUCCUCACUGGUCUGGUCUUGAAGUUGCCAUUCAUGGCGUCUCCGUCUGACGAUGACUGCUUUGAUGAUGAGCUGUUUUUUGACACACCGUCAGACUUUGACAGUUCUGUCACAUUACCUAUAAUGUGUGAAGAUAACAGACAGAAGGAGUCAAUCAAGAAUGUCUGA